Messenger RNA from Limulus polyphemus (Atlantic horseshoe crab), 5645 nucleotides. Its product is annotated as putative phosphoenolpyruvate synthase. The record is from RefSeq and is a predicted model, not a curated record. The coding region runs from base 943 to 4950 and encodes 1335 amino acids. Lineage: Eukaryota; Metazoa; Arthropoda; Merostomata; Xiphosura; Limulidae. Gene Ontology annotation, molecular function: kinase activity; ATP binding. The transcript has 2 exons. Gene Ontology annotation, biological process: phosphorylation.
AUUUGGGACGACUAGUGCAGAUAGUCUUUGUGUGGCUUUGCGCGAAAUUUAACAAAACAAACGAAUAUCUUUUACUACUCUUCGCGUAUUCGUUACACAGCGAAAACACUACAGAUCGUCCAAUUGGUCACUAAUUGUUUAAUUUAAUUUAAUUUUUGAACCAGUCGCGUGUGUGCAACUUUCUGACGUAAACUAUGAGGCAAUAGAAAACCAUACUGCCUCCAGUAACAGAAAAGAACAAGUUGAGAUACAACAGUGAAAGGAUUUUAUUUUUCGGCUUCUGCAGAAGAAAACAAGACAGCCGUUUGUGACGAUAGAAGAACUGACAACUAGGUGUCUCUCAAAGUAGUAUUAGCCAUAUUAUUCUCAUUAUAGGUGAGACAGCGUCCUCUACACUUACAUUUAACCCAUAACCAGGGCCCGACUCUCGAAAUCUCAAGUGGCAACACACCUUCGAAACAAACUUCUUAUCAAACUGUUGUUGACAAACGGACGCCAUAAAAACUUUCAUAACAUCUUUGUUUCGCUGUUUUUAUGUAUACUCUUAUCUCCGUGCAGUUUUUCAGCUGUAUACUUUAACGUCAAGGGCAGUGAAUUUUGUGAUAUUAACGUUGUAAAAAGACGGAGAUUAAGUUUAAGAUAAAAGUGACAUGAAAGGAUCGUCAAGUUAAUAUAAUGUCAGUUGUUUAUGACGGUGAUGUAUCACACCAAUUGUUCGCUAUAUCUUAAACUGUGAAAGGAAGAUCUUAUCAAGCAGAAUUUGAGAUAAUUAAACGUUUCCUCCCCAAGGACGUCCUUUGACAACGAGAAGCCAUAUUUUAGUAGUUUGAUUUGUUAGUGCACUUAGUUGGUAGUGGUUACAUCUUUGGUAAUAGAUGCUAUUUGUUAAUCAACUUUAUAUACAAUUUAACAACUAUUGAAUUUUUAUAGUUCUAAGUCCAAAUGUGGGCCAUCCUUGCAGUUAUUUUUGUAUUUUCCUUCUACUAUCUUCUGACGACGAAGGCCUUACCACCUUUACAUGGUGUGUACAGCCUACCAGGCAGAUAUUUCCUGUUAAAGAAGUUUGUGAGUUUUUUCUACCUGAAAAUCAGGAGAUUGAUUAUUAGAAAAAGAUUUGAUUUAUACGACCUAUAUGACCUGACAGAUUUGGUAAAGAGUGGAUGUAUGCCUCCAGCAGAAGAGACAGCAUUAGAAGCACCUCAGACUGCAAACCAUGUAGCUACCAACUGCGAUGAGGUCUUUUUCUGUGGUGUGAAGUCCACAGGGGAAUGUCUGGUGGUCAAGAUGUCCAGGCUACCAAAUAAGAUGGCGGAGAUCAUGGUUUUAAUAAAGACAGCUGAUGGGAGACGUUACAGCUAUCCUGAAGGACCAACAAAAGAAAUAUACACUGGAAAUAUUAACGAAUUCAUCGGCGGAGGGUUAGAGUUGAAAUGUAUAAGUGCCAUGAGAAAAUGGAGAAUUUCUUUUAAUGGACUUUUAAGAGAAACUCGUCAAGGUAUUUGUGAAUCCAAAGUGUUGCAUGUCAAGUUCAGUUUCAUUUGGCAAACAAUGUCGAAUGUUUAUGACUUAACUAAUGACAUAAACUUAAGUGAAGUGGCUGAGGCAUUAGCCAAAGAGCCAUGGUCUGGUUACUUGCCAGACGUUAACAGGUUCCAAAGGGUCCUAGAUGUGUACGAACAAGGAGGACAACUUCUAGGAAGUGUUACAGUAGAGGGAAUAGAAGAAGAGUUUAUCUUGUGGGGAAUAAGAAAACGUUCUUUAGGACCCACAGUUCAGUUACAUCGUUGUGUUGAUUUCUUUGGUUUUACCAAGAAUGGUAAUUUAUUCCAUGUGGGUGCUCUGUCAUUUCCUGGAAUUGUAACCAAUCUUGUAUAUGGACAUUACAUUCAUUCUAAUGGGAUGUAUUUCCAUAUCAGAUCAUGUAACUUCAAACUUCACCUAGCAGCAGAAAAUAAACAAAUACCUCAUUUUGAGAGGUUUACUUUUAAAGCUGGUCACAAAGACAUUCAUUGUACCAUAACAUUUGAAACACACUUGUGUAAUUUUACCAAUAGAACCACACAACAACAUUUCAAAUAUUCUACCAUUACUAUGAAUGGCUAUCAAGGAUCUGGGAUAUCUGUGUUUGUAUAUGGGAUGACCAAACCUUCUAUUGCGCCUAUUCCUUCUCCACUAGACAUCUUUCACAGUCAAGAAUCACCCAUGAUAAACCAACUAGCAUUAGAUUUUGAUCAUACUAAUUGUCAACUUACAAGACUUGCUGGAGGAAAAGGUUCUUCUCUGGGCAAGUUAACGAAAAUUUCUCACUAUACAAGCUCUUUUGUUGUCCCAAAAGGUAUUGUUGUUACAACUUCAGCAUAUAAGGAAUUCAUAAAAAAAGGUAAUUUACAUGAAGUAAUAAUGACCCUUGAGGAGGUUGCAUGGUGUCAUGUUACAGGGAACUUGAAAGAAAUUUGUGAACGUGUGGUGAGGGAUGUUAGUAAAACUAAGCUUCCUGCAGAAGUAUCUGAAGCUAUUCAGAAGAAAAUGCUCCUGAUCUUUGGGGGAAAUUUGGAUAACCUCAGAUUUGCUGUUAGGUCUUCAGCAUCAGGUGAAGAUUCAGAUGAAAUGUCAGCAGCUGGACAGAAUGAAACCUUCUUGGGGGUUAGAGGACUUCCACAGGUCAUAGAAGCUGUGUCCAAAUGUUGGGCUUCUCAGUUUUCAUAUGUUGCUGUUGAGUAUAAACGACGCAAUGGUCAGUUGCUAAACUCUCCUAUGGCAGUAGUUAUUCAAGAGAUGGUUCCUGCUGAAGUUGCAGGAGUUAUGUUUACUUGUGAUCCAGUGACUGCUAACCCAUCAGUUAUCACCAUUUCAGCUAACUAUGGGCUUGGAGAAACUGUUGUUUCUGCUGCUGCUGAACCUGAUACUAUAUUUUUAGAUAGGGAUUACACCAACAAAAUAACAUACCGGUCAGUAAGUAUUGGUAAGAAAAACAUCUGUACUGUUGUAGAACCUGAUGGUGAAAUAAAAGUAGCAGCAGCAACUGGGGACUCUUCACAAUCAUGCCUUUCAGAGUCUACAGCUUUAGCACUAGGAAAAGUUGGUAUCUUGGUUGAAGAAUAUCUUACUAGUCUCAGAGACAUUGAAUGGGCUAUUAUUAAUGAAAACAUUUAUCUACUACAAGCCCGACCGGUGACGUCGGCUCAUACGGAGACAGAAUUUGAGAUUACUCACGAAAUGGAUGCACCCUUAAAAAGUGAAGAUGAAUUUCUCAGCAAAGCUAAUGUUGGUGAGGUUAUGCCUGGAGCUAUGAGUACGCUUGGGCUUAUAGUUAAUCUAUAUAGUUUUGAAGCAUCUUUUAAGCAAAUGGCAUUAGAAUUUGGAUUCCCAUCUGAAAUGUUCUCUCCCUAUACUGCCCAAACUUUUUCAUGCAAGUUCAACCAUAUUUUCUAUGAUAUGGUUAGUGAUCCAUACUUAGGUAGUGAAAAUAAUAUGGCUGCUGGUUACAAGGUGGCAUUGUUUGGUUCGCUAAUACGUGAUAAAGAACUAACAGAUCGUAUUAAUGACAGAUGUAGCAUGAUGAAUAUGUCUUUACCAAUGAAGUUAAGACAGGCCUUUGUCAUGGGUAAGGGUCUACUAUUAGGUGAGCAAAAUUUUAGAACUUUGCAAAAGAAAUAUGCUGACAGUGAUCUCCCUCUGAACUAUAAAGAGGCAGAUGGUAUGUACAAGUUCAUUGGUCAAAAUAUUCUAAGUAUUACUAACAAACCAAUUUUAUGUCAUUCUAGUUGCAGUGUGAACUCUAUGUUAUGGAAUACAUUUGUUUUAAACUUGUUGGUAUCAGCAGAAAAAGAGUGGAAUACAAAAGUGUUUUCAGAUUUUGGUUACCUUCUAUCCACAUGUACCAACAUUGAGAGUGCUGAUGUUCCAUCAACUAUAGAAAAACUGGUGCUAGAUAUUAGUAAAGAAAUUGACAAAGAUGAGUUUCUAAGCAUGACUCCAGAAACUGCUUCGAGGUGGUUAAGUGUCAGUCAAUCUAAAGCUGGGGAGGCUUUUCGAGAAUUCCUUCGUAAUCAUGGACAUCGUUGUGUGAAGGAAUUUGACAUCUACUCUAAGCCCUGGGCAAUUGAUCCAACACAUAUUGUUCAGUCUCUACAAACUCUAAUUGUAACAGCUGAUGAUGACUUUGUACAGAACAAAGAAGUCAGUGAAGAAAAAACAAUUUCCAAUCUUCAGGUAUCUUUAUCUUGGUGGCAGAAAUUGAUUUUAUGGUUUCUUUUACCUCGAGUAAGAUCUGGUGUCCGGCUCAGAGAAUCCUCCAAAUCUUUCGUAAUAAAAAAAUAUGAUGCUUUACGCAGAGCUUACAAUCAUCUUGCUACACUGAUGGUGAAAGAAGGAUAUUUACCUGAUGCUUGUCUCCUGUUUUUCUUGACUCACGAAGAAAUUGGACAGCUACUUCAGACCCGAUCAUCAAGGCUAAUAAGUAAAGCAGUUCGUCGGCGGAAGAUCCACCCUCAGUUGAAUGCGCUACAAUUUGCUGAAAUAACUAGAGGAAUAACUAAACCAGUAAACAAAACAGAGAUGAAAAAACAAAAUACUUCAAAUACUUAUAUCAUAGGUACACCAGUUAGCAGAGGAGUUAUUCAAGGUCCAGUUAGAGUGGUGACUUGUCUAGAAAAAGCUGUUGAAAUACAACCGGGGGAUAUCCUGGUCACAUAUAGUACUGACAUUGGAUGGAGUCCAUAUUUCCCACUUUUGUCUGGAAUAGCUACUGAGUUGGGAGGACUAAUUUCUCAUGGUGCCGUUGUUGCCCGAGAGUAUGGACUUCCCUGUGUGGUGGGACUUCAUGGAGCUACAAGUUUCUUUGUUUCUGGAGAGAUGGUCCAGCUUGAUGGGAGCAGUGGACGGAUAGAAAAAUUAACUAGUUUAGAACAUCCUCUGGAUGCUAAAAGUAUAACUGACAAAUUAUCAUAGAUAUAGUGAAAUUUAUUGGUUAUUAAUUGUAAGUUUUGCAUAUCAAAAUAUUUACUUGGUAAUUGGUUGAUAAAAAUUCUGAAAACAUACAGCCCUUACUUGAAAUCCUUGUCAAGUUUUGAAAUUACAUUCUAUGCUGAAAAUUAAAUUACAAAUCUGAAUAUUAACACAAAUCAGGUUAAAAGUUUCAGCUAAUAAUGGUAGAUAAAAGGUGAUGUUGAUUAAAAUUACUAGUUUUAGGGUAAUUGAUUUUGUUAAAACAAUGAUUUGGUUCAUAUUUGAAAAAUGGUUAACUUAAUAAAAGUAAUUAAUGAAAAUAUUUGAUCUAAUUGGUUUUGAAUCUUCGAAAGUUUCAGCAUGAAAGCUUAAAUGUUUAAACAUGAAAUAUAUAGCCUGAUAGAUGGAGAUUGGAAAAAUAUCAGUUUACUUGUACAAUGGUGUUAUAAAAAUAGUAGGAAAAUUUUAAAACAAGUUUGUUUGAAUAUAAAUAAAACGUUUUCAGAGUUUAGUUAUUAUGUAAAAUGUGACUAAAGGGUUUAUUAUUUUGAGCUUUAAUGUAUGCAAUUUAUUUUUGAAUUUUCUAGUAUUGAGAGAGUAAUUUUUACCAUGCAUUAUUAAUGUUUUACAUUGAUUAUUGAUUGGGUGUAUUAGCCCUUGUACUGAUUAAACGACUGUUGUUGAGAUUACUUACAACA